AUGUACGAAAGCCUGCCUGGAAGCGACGUCGCGCUGAAGGCGUCAAUUUGUCGCGUUAUCGCGGUCUUGAGGGUGGAGGAAAAGUUCUUCAAGCAAUUGAUGCCCGUGAUGCAGAAACACGGUAGUCUGGCUUUAGGGGGUUUGAACUAUCUGAGGCUGCACGGAUGA
Messenger RNA from Pyricularia pennisetigena, 168 nucleotides. RefSeq lists its product as uncharacterized. Lineage: Eukaryota; Fungi; Ascomycota; Sordariomycetes; Magnaporthales; Pyriculariaceae. The record is from RefSeq and is a predicted model, not a curated record. The transcript has a single exon. Bases 1 to 168 code for a protein of 55 amino acids.